ACUACGCGUUAUAUCCAUAUCCAUACAAAUUCCAUGCAACUAGCUAGCUCAUUACAUAUAUUCAUUCAUCACCAAUUCCUAGCCACUACAUUCCCACAGCUCUUUCAAUGGCUUUUAUCCUAUCAAAAACAUCAACAUUUCUAGUAGUUCUCCUCUAUGCUUCUUUCGUCUUUGCAACAACAACAUUAGCAAAAACUUCUAAGUCUUUCACAAUUUCGCCAUCUCCAUCUACACUUGAUAAUACUCAUUUUUCAUUGAUAAAGUCUAUUUGCGAACCUACACCAUAUCCAGAUCUUUGUUUUAACUCAUUAAAAUUUUCAAUCUCCAUUAACAUAAACCCAAAUAUCAUUUCGCUUCUUCUUCCUAUUCUUCAAACCGCAAUUUCCGAAGCCGGGAAACUCACAAAUGUUUUCACCAAUGUUGUAAAUAAUGGCAUUGUUGAAAACCAAAUAGGUACACUUCAAGAUUGUAGAGAGCUUCAUCAGAUUAGCAUUUCUGCUCUACAAAAAACCGUUUCUCGUAUGCAAUCUUCAAAAACGCCCAAUAAACGUCAAUUAGCGGAUGCUAAUGCUUUUCUCAGUGCCGCUUUAACUAACAAAAAUACUUGUUUAGAAGGUCUUGAAUCUGCUAGUGGUCCAUUAAAACCAGUUCUUGUCAAUUCCAUUACUGCUGCUUACAAACAUGUUAGCAACUCUCUUUCAAUUCUUUCCAAGCCUGAUGGGAAAUCCAAAGCUCAAGUACACGUGAAAACGAAUAACCGUCGUCUAUUGGAUUUUCCAAACUGGCUAUCGCGGAAUUCCCGUCGGAUUCUCGAGGAUUCCGAUACUGAAUAUGACCCAAGUGAUAUUAUUACUGUGUCUAAAGAUGGGACUGGAAAUUUUAGUAGGAUAAAUGACGCUGUUGAGUUUGCACCAAGUAAUAGGUUUGACAGAACCAUCAUUUAUGUGAAAGAAGGGGUUUACCAUGAAAAUGUAUUCAUUCCGGCAGAUAAAACUAAUCUUGUUUUCUUAGGAGAUGGAGCUGAUGUCACUGUCAUUUCCGGGAAGAGAAGUGUUGCUGGUGGAUUUACUACAUUUAGAUCUGCAACAUUUGCGGUAGCCGGUGAUGGUUUUUUAGCACGAGAUAUAACUUUUGAAAACACGGCUGGACCAGAAAAACAUCAAGCUGUUGCGUUGAGAAUUAACGCGGAUUUAGCCGCGGUUUACCAUUGCAACAUCAAUGGUUACCAAGAUACAUUGUAUGCACAUUCGUAUAGACAAUUCUACACCGAAUGCAACAUCUCAGGAACAGUUGAUUUCAUUUUCGGAAAUGCAGCUGUUGUUUUUCAAGCAUGUAAUAUUAUAGCAAGAUUACCGAUGGAUCGCCAAUUCAACGCCUUAACAGCUUCAGGUAGGGAUAGUCCCGAUGAGAACACUGGGAUUUCAAUACAAAAUUGCUCCAUCUUAGCUUCUGAAGAUUUGUUGGGGAGUAAUAGAACUGUUAAAAGUUACUUAGGAAGGCCAUGGAAGUUAUAUGCAACAACUGUGGUUAUGGAGUCGUACAUUGAUGACUUGAUUCAUCCUCUAGGUUGGAGAGAAUGGGCAGAUGACUUAAGUGUGGAUACAUUGUAUUAUGGUGAAUAUGAUAACACCGGACCGGGGUCAGGAACUGAUAACCGUGUUACAUGGCCGGGGUAUAAAGUUAUGGAUUAUGAUGAUGCAUUAAACUUCACGGUCUCGGAGCUAAUUACAGGAGACGAAUGGCUGGAAUCAACUGAAUUUCCUUAUCAAAAUGGGAUUUGAAAAAAAAUAAAAAUAAAUAAAUAACUUGAGCUACUUAUACAUGGGACAAUUUCGCAUAGCUAGUCCCUAGUUUUUAUGAUUGAAGUACUGUAGCCUGCAGGUAUGAUUUCUAUAACUAAGAUAACAUCGAUUUGCAAGUGUUAA
Messenger RNA from Papaver somniferum (opium poppy), 1925 nucleotides. RefSeq names its product probable pectinesterase/pectinesterase inhibitor 12. The coding region runs from base 108 to 1781 and encodes 557 amino acids. The record is from RefSeq and is a predicted model, not a curated record. Gene Ontology annotation, molecular function: pectinesterase activity; pectinesterase inhibitor activity. The transcript has 2 exons. Gene Ontology annotation, biological process: cell wall modification. NCBI's taxonomy places the organism in Eukaryota, Viridiplantae, Streptophyta, Magnoliopsida, Ranunculales, Papaveraceae.